Physella acuta is the source of this 1262-nucleotide messenger RNA. RefSeq names its product protein O-linked-mannose beta-1,2-N-acetylglucosaminyltransferase 1. NCBI's taxonomy places the organism in Eukaryota, Metazoa, Mollusca, Gastropoda, Physidae. The record is from RefSeq and is a predicted model, not a curated record. Gene Ontology annotation, molecular function: beta-1,3-galactosyl-O-glycosyl-glycoprotein beta-1,3-N-acetylglucosaminyltransferase activity. Gene Ontology annotation, biological process: protein O-linked glycosylation via N-acetylgalactosamine. Gene Ontology annotation, cellular component: Golgi membrane.
UUUUCAAACAGUCAAUGUUUAUUGCAGGAUUUCAUGAUUAUUAUUGAAGAAGAUCUGCUUUUGGCCCCAGACUUCAUGCCUUUUAUGGCAGAGUGCCUAAAAAUUAUUAGUUUAGAUACUUCUUUAGUUGGUGCUUUUGCUUGGAAUGUAAAUGGAUUUGAGCAGAUUUCAGGAAAUAAUAGUCAAGUCUAUAGAGUACAAGAAUUUCCUGGCUUAGGUUUCCUUGUUAAGUCAGAUAUUAUUCAGCAAUUAAUUGAAACAAAUAGUGAAUGUUGCGAUCACAGGGCAUGGUUUGGUUGGCAUAUGGAGACUCAAGGUUUGGAAAUGUUGAUGCCUGAUGUUUCACGGGUUUAUAAAACACCAUUUGAUGGUGCUCAAGCUCUCACAGAUGUUGCCAGAAAUUUAUUUCUAAAACCACGUAAAACAUUCCUGGAAUUGCAACCAGCAAGUUUAGACAUAUCCCACUUGAUCUCCACCGAGUAUGAAACAUUCCUGCAUGGACAAAUUGAUGUCAGCUCUGUUGUUCUACCAGCUGAUUUACUCCCCUGUAUUCAACAGUUAUCUUCUCCCCCUGAUAUGAAAUCAUUUCAGGGUCCACUUGUUAUCAACUACUAUCAGAAUAGCACAGAUGACUACAGCUUACUGAUUAAACUUUGUCAGUGUUUUGGUCUUGUUACUCUAGAUAAUUAUCAGCCUAAAAAUCUGCACAAUGGAUUGCUAAGGUUCUAUCACCAGGAGCAUGAUGUAUUUCUCAUAGGAACUAAGACACAGUACUUUAAUAGUUUGAUAGAUCCAAAAUAUGUUCUUAAAGAAGAGUUACUUCUCAUCAAUUAUACAUUUAUAAAUACCAACAAAGACAGAUAAUAUUUGAAAGGUUUUUGAGAUUGAUGUUGGAGAAGGCUAGUUUUGUGAUAGAAUGUGAGCAACUGAUACUUCAGGUAUCAGAUUUUCUUAGUUCUUGUAUUCCUUUUAUGAGUCAUUUGUGUAUCUAUGGCCUGGUUAACUAUUUGAACCAUUUUCUGAAAAUUUUUAACUGCUACAAAAAUUUUGUUUAUUUUUAAUUUAUUUAAAUCAUUGCUCCAUAAUAAUGCAUUGUCAAAAAUACAGCUUGACUAAUUAUUUGUGGACUACUACUGUCUACAGAUAAUUUACAGUAAUAAUUAAAUCAUUACCAACUAGAUAGCUUUGUCAGUUUUUUCUUUGAUGGAAUAAUUAAGAAAAAAAUUGUUUUAUUUCUCCCUCCCUCCUCCCCCCCCCCCCCC